CCCCCGGUGAGCCCGCGGCCGGACGGACAUGCCGCUGCUCCACCGAAAGCCGUUUGUGAGGCAGAAGCCGCCUGCCGACCUGCGGGCCGACGAGGAAGUUUUCUACUGUAAAGUCACCAACGAGAUCUUCCGCCACUACGAUGACUUUUUUGAACGAACCAUCCUGUGCAACAGUCUUGUGUGGAGUUGUGCUGUGACGGGUAGACCUGGACUGACCUAUCAGGAAGCACUUGAGUCAGAAAAAAGAGCAAGACAGAAUCUUCAGAGUUUUCCAGAACCACUAAUUAUUCCAGUUUUAUACUUGACCAACCUUACCCAUCGUUCACGCUUACAUGAAAUUUGUGAUGAUAUUUUUGCAUAUGUCAAGGAUCGAUAUUUUGUCAGAGAAACUGUGGAAGUCAUUAGGAACAAUGGUGCAAGGUUACAGUGUAGGAUUUUGGAAGUCCUCCCUCCAUCACAUCAGAAUGGUUUUUCUAAUGGACAUGUCAGUAGUGUAGAUGGAGAAACUAUUAUUAUCAGUGAUAGUGAUGAUUCAGAAACACAAAACAGUUCUUUUCAAAAUGGGAAGAAAAGAGAUGCAAUUGAUCCCUUAUUAUUCAAGUACAAAGUGCAAGUCACUAAAAAAGAAUUCUUUGAAUGUGUUAUUGUUAAAGCCACACAAAUCAGCCGGAGAAAACACCUAUUUUCUCGUGAUAAACUAAAGCUUUUUCUAAAGCAACACUGUGAAACUCAAGAUGGAGUCAUUAAAAUUAAGGCUUCCUCUCUUUCAACAUAUAAAAUAGCCGACCAAGAUUUUUCUUAUUUUUUCCCUGAUGAUCCACCCACCUUCCUGUUUAGUACUGCUAACAGGAGAAGAGGGAGACCACCCAAACGAGUAUCUAUUAGUCAGGAAGCCAGUCUUGCUAAUAAACAGACUCUGGCGAAUUAUAGGAAUAAAGCUACUAAAGAAAGAGACAAACUUUUGAAACAAGAAGAAAUGAAAUCACUGGCUUUUGAAAAGGCUAAAUUAAAAAGAGAAAAAGCAGAUGCCCUAGAAGCAAAGAAAAAAGAAAGGGAAGAUAAAGAGAAAAAGAAGGAAGAAUUGAAGAAAAUUGUUGAAGAAGAGAGACUAAAGAAGAAAGAAGAAAAAGAAAGGCUUAAAAUAGAAAGAGAAAAGGAAAGAGAGAAGUUACGUGAAGAAAAGCGAAAAUAUAUGGAACACUUAAAACAGUGGAGUAAACCUAGAGAAGAUAUGGAAUGUGAUGAUCUUAAGGAACUUCCAGAACCAACUCCAGUGAAAACUAGACUACCUCCUGAAAUUUUUGGUGAUGCUCUGAUGGUUUUAGAGUUUCUUAAUGCAUUUGGGGAACUUUUUGAUCUUCAAGAUGAAUUUCCUGAGGGAGUAACCCUAGAAGUAUUAGAGGAAGCUCUUGUAGGAAAUGACAGUGAAGGCCCACUAUGUGAAUUGCUUUUUUUCUUCCUGACUGCCAUCUUCCAGGCAAUAGCUGAAGAAGAAGAGGAAGUUGCCAAAGAGCAAAUAACUGAUGCUGACACCAAAGAUUUAACAGAGGCUUUGGAUGAAGAUGCAGACCCCACAAAAUCUGCACUGUCUGCAGUUGCAUCUUUGGCAGCUGCAUGGCCCCAGUUGCACCAGGGCUGCAGUUUGAAAAGUUUGGAUCUUGAUAGCUGCACCCUUUCUGAAAUCCUCAGACUGCACAUCUUAGCUUCAGGUGCUGAUGUAACAUCAGCAAAUGCAAAGUACAGAUAUCAGAAACGAGGAGGAUUUGAUGCUACAGAUGACGCCUGUAUGGAGCUUCGUUUAAGCAAUCCCAGUUUAGUAAAGAAACUGUCAAGCACUUCAGUGUAUGAUUUGACACCAGAAGCUAUUUACCUAUUUUUUACAGGAGAAAAAAUGAAGAUACUUCAUGCUCUCUGUGGGAAACUACUAACCCUAGUUUCUACUAGGGAUUUUAUUGAAGAUUAUGUUGAUAUAUUACGACAGGCCAAGCAGGAGUUCCGGGAGUUAAAAGCAGAACAACACCGAAAAGAACGGGAAGAAGCAGCUGCUAGAAUUCGUAAAAGGAAGGCAGAAAAACUUAAGGAGCAAGAACAAAAAAUGAAAGAGAAACAAGAAAAACUGAAGGAUGAUGAACAAAGAAAUUCAGCUGCGGAUAUGCCAAUUAGGGAGGACGAAAGAGAAGAUUUUGAUACUAGCACUGACAGCAAAGAAAUAGAGCAAAAGGAACUAGAUCAAGAUACAGUCACUGAAGAUGAAGAUGACCCAGGAUCCCAUAAAAGAAGCCGAAGGGGGAAAAGAGGACAAAAUGGAUUUAAAGAAUUUACAAGACAAGAAAAGAUCAACUGUUUAACAAGAGAGUCUCUUACUGCUAAUGAGGAAGAAGCUUUAAAACAGGAACACCAACAAAAAGAGAAAGAGCUCUUAGAAAAAAUCCAAAGUGCCAUAGCAUGCACCAAUAUCUUUCCCUUGGGACGUGACCGAAUGUAUAGGCGGUAUUGGAUUUUCCCUUCUAUUCCUGGAUUGUUUAUUGAAGAGGAUUAUUCUGGUCUCACUGAAGACAUGCUGUUGCCUAGACCUUCCUCAUUUCAGAAUAAUGUACAGUUUCAAAAUGCUCAGGGAUCCACAAAAACUGGAGAGUCUUUGAUGUCUGAAUCUACCUCCAACAUUGACCAAGAUUUAUGUGAUGAUUCUGUGCAACUGCCAAAACCAGUGCAUAAGCCAAAUCGGUGGUGCUUUUAUAGUUCUUGUGAACAGCUAGACCAGCUUAUCGAAGCUCUUAAUUCUAGAGGACAUAGAGAAAGUGCCUUAAAAGAAACUUUGUUACAAGAGAAAAGCAGAAUAUGUGCACAACUAGCCCGUUUUUCUGAAGAGAAAUUCCAUUUUUCAGACAAACCUCAAAUUGAUAGCAAACCUACGUAUACUCGGGGAAGAGCUUCCAAUGCAUAUGAUCCAUCUCAGAUGUCUGCAGAGAAGCAGCUUGAAUUGAGGCUGAGAGAUUUUCUUUUGGAUAUUGAAGACAGAAUCUACCAAGGAACAUUAGGAGCAAUAAAGGUUACAGAUCGACACAUCUGGAGAUCAGCAUUAGAAAAUGGACGGUAUGAGCUGUUAAUUGAAGAAAAUAAGGAAAAUGGGAUAAUUAAAACUGUGAAUGAAAAUGUUGAAGACAUGGAAAUUGAUGAACAAGCAAAAAUCAUAGUAAAAGACAGACUUUUGGGCAUAAAAACAGAAACUCCAAGUACUGUCUCAACGAAUGCCAGUACACCGCAAUCAGUGAGCAACGUGGUUCAUUAUCUGGCAAUGGCACUCUUUCAAAUAGAGCAGGGCAUUGAACGGCGUUUUCUCAAAGCUCCACUUGAUGCCAGUGACAGUGGGCGUUCUUAUAAAACAGUCCUGGACCGCUGGCGAGAGUCGCUUCUGUCUUCUGCUAGUCUCUCCCAAGUCUUUCUUCACCUCUCCACCUUGGAUCGAAGUGUGAUAUGGUCUAAGUCUAUACUGAAUGCUCGUUGUAAGAUCUGCCGAAAGAAAGGUGAUGCUGAAAACAUGGUACUUUGUGAUGGCUGUGACCGGGGUCAUCAUACUUACUGUGUUCGACCAAAGCUCAAGACUGUGCCUGAAGGAGAUUGGUUUUGUCCAGAGUGUCGGCCAAAGCAGCGUUCUAGAAGACUCUCCUCUAGACAGAGGCCGUCCUUGGAAAGUGAAGAAGAGAUGGAAGACAGUAUGGAAGGUGAAGAUGAUGAAGUUGAUGAUGACUAUGAAGAGAGUCAAAGUGAGGAGGAAGAGUAUGAGAUAGAACAAGAUGAAGAUGACUCCCAAGAAGAGGAAGAAAUCAGCCCACCAAAACGAGGAAGACCACAAGUUAGAUUGUCAAUUAAAACAAGAGGCAAACUUAACUCUUCUUUUUCAAGUCGUGGCCAACAAGAUCCUAGAAGAUAUACUUCAAGAAGUCAGCAGAGUACACCCAAAACAUCUGUUUCUUCUAAAACUCCUAGUAGAAGCCUAAGGAAGAUAAAGUCUGCUCCUCCUACAGUAACUAAAUCUUUAAGAAUUGCUAGUCGUUCUACUCGCCAGAGUCAUGGUCCAUUGCAAGCAGAUGUAUUUGUGGAACUACUUAGUCCUCGUAGAAAACGCAGAGGCAGGACAAGUGCUAAUACACCAGAAAAUAGCCCUAACUUGCCUAACUUCAGAGUCAUUGCCACAAAGUCAAGUGGACAGUCAAGAUCUCUAAAUGUUGCUUCAAAACUUUCUCUCCAAGAUAGUGAAUCCAAGAGAAGAGGCAGGAAAAGACAAUCUGCAGAAUCAUCUCCUGUGACACUGAAUCGAAGAAGUUCAGGCAGACAGGGAGGAGUUCAUGAAUUGUCUGCUUUUGAACAACUUGUUGUAGAAUUGGUACGGCAUGAUGACAGCUGGCCUUUUUUGAAACUCGUUUCUAAAAUCCAGGCUUCUGGAGUUACAGUGAAUGAUGAAGUCAUCAAAGUUUUUAAUGAUAUGAAAGUAAGAAAAUCUUCUACACAAGAAGAGAUCAAAAAAAGAAAGAAAGCAGUUCUCUUCUGUCUAAGCGAUGACAAAAGACAAAUAAUUGUAGAGGAAGCAAAGCAGAUCUUGGUGGGUGACAUUGGUGAUACUGUAGAGGACCCCUACACAUCUUUUGUGAAGUUGCUACCUCUGAAUGAUUGCCGAUAUGCUUUAUACGAUGCCACAUACGAAACAAAAGAGUCUAAGAAAGAAGACCUAGUAUUUAUAUUCUGGGCUCCUGAAAGUGCACCUUUAAAAAGCAAGAUGAUUUAUGCUAGCUCUAAAGAUGCCAUUAAGAAGAAAUUUACAGGUAUUAAACAUGAGUGGCAAGUAAAUGGCUUGGAUGACAUAAAGGACCGUUCAACCCUUGGAGAGAAAUUGGGAGGCAAUGUAGUCGUUUCACUUGAAGGAAAACCCUUAUAAAAUGACAGUCAAGUGCCAUGUGGAUCAUAAGGAGCUUCCAUUUCUCCAGCUCAGUCCAUUGGAAUAGUGUUAGGUUUUUGUUUCCGUUUUUCCUCUUCCCACUGGGUCCUUCCAUCACAAUGGAUGAAGGAAAUAUCAUUCAUGUAAGCAGCCUAUCAGUGAUUGCCAUUAGACUGUUCAGUGCUGUUCCUUUGAUGUAGAACCCAAGGAAUGCCUUCCCAUGAAAUUAUAGCCAAAACAGCUGGGGACAUGCCUCCCUUGCAGCAAGCACUACACUGAAUGUGAUUGUCAAUGUGAAUAGCUUAGAGUACUGCAAAGGGUAAGCUAAUUGAAUGCCUUGAAAGUAUUAUCCACUGGUCAGAUGGUAAACUUUAUUCAGUAUUAUUUAUAGUUGCAUUUGAUUGCAGUUCUGUGAGGCUUCAGCAUUCAUACACCUCACCUGCCUUGGCAAGCCUGUUUUUGUGACAUGGCAGCACAGAUAUAACACUAUGCAUCGAAAGCACUUUUUUUUUUUUUUUUUUGUAUUGAGUUUAACUUCCCACCUUCAAAAGGAAUGCCAAUAAGUUGUGUUAACUGUGUCAUCAAUUUACCCUAGUAAGUCAGUGUUCAUUCCUGUUACCUGCGUAUCUUCUUAAAAGAAGUAGCUGAUAUUAAUGCCUUUUUAUUUUCCAUUGAGUGUACACUACUGAAUAAGUGUAGGUAGGAGUUUUAUGUUUACCAUGUAAGUCUUGCAACACUAAAGAUACUUUAUCAGUCAUGAUGGCAAUUUCUGUAUAAAAGAGCCUUAAAUGGAACGUUGUUUUUGAGAUCAAACUCCCUACCCUCACAAAAAUGGCCACUUUGCAAUAAAAAUUGUGGCAUGUUA
Pipistrellus kuhlii (Kuhl's pipistrelle) is the source of this 5798-nucleotide messenger RNA. Its product is annotated as cofilin-2. NCBI's taxonomy places the organism in Eukaryota, Metazoa, Chordata, Mammalia, Chiroptera, Vespertilionidae. The record is from RefSeq and is a predicted model, not a curated record. The coding region runs from base 29 to 4933 and encodes 1634 amino acids. Gene Ontology annotation, biological process: chromatin remodeling; actin filament severing; cell motility. Gene Ontology annotation, molecular function: actin filament binding. Gene Ontology annotation, cellular component: actin cortical patch; actin cytoskeleton; cytoplasm. The transcript is spliced from 27 exons.